GUGCGUCGAUCUGUGCUUACGCACAGUUUUAUGCAUCUGGAUUUUCUUUCUUCUGGAGUUUUGUACGUACGUCAUGUUUUAGUGUGAAUUCUACGCACGUCGUUAUACAUGAGGCCGCAGGUCAUCAAAAGAAAAAUAAUCGCAAAUCGUAGUAAUAUUUUUCAGACAUCUUUUGGUUUCUGUAUUAACUUCAGUCAAAGAGGAAUUUCAUUCGCAAUUACAUAUACACUUUUACCUGCAGAUUUUGUGGCUGUCAAGGACAUGACUAUAUCUAUUAAGCUUCAAAUCAUUCUCUUGUAAUAUUUCAAGUGCUUAUCUUUUGUCGUUUAUAAUAAAAAGCCGAAACCUGGUAAUAGCAAUGGCUGAAUUUAACUGGCAAAACAGCAGCGGCUGAUUUUGACAGGCAGAUUGAUCGUACCUGUUACGUACUCUCGACUUGCAUGACUAAUUAAUCAAUACUGACAGAGACCGCUAUUCAUCCACGUUAGACGGUAAACAAGACCGACGUGAGGAUGCGAGAACGAUGACGUUAUAAGGGCGAACCCUAGCGCACUUCUACUUCGGUAUAAAUGAAGUUUCCAAGCAACCCCGAGAAGCAAUUACUGCAUCCUGAUGCUGAAAAGUACCAUCUGCAGAGGAAGCUGAAGCUAAGAGAAAUCACGACCAAGGCUGAAACUCCGAAGUGACCAGUCUUGGCUUCCUUGCUUUUAAAUAAAAGGUACUUUUAUUUAAAAGGAACUUAUCGAUACCAUGGGCAGCGUCAAAGUCCUAGCCGCCGCGUACUACCUGGGCGUCUCUAUCUCCGUGUUCAUUGUCAUCUGCCAGGGUCAGGCAGCAUCGGAAAACAAGCUAUCUUCACAAGAGGACACAUUUCAAACAGGAUAUUUCAGUAAGGACUUGGUGGAAGCACUUCAGGGGCUGGUGGAUGGAAAUAAGGACAACCGGAUAUCAUUACAGAAAAAAGCCAGCUUAAUUCCGUGGUGCGACGUGGGUGAGCGGUGCGCCAUGAAACACGGGCCCCGAAUCGGGAGACUCUGCGACUGUCUCAGAGGGACUGCUUGCAACACCUUCUUCCUCCGCUGUUAUUGAUUCGGGAGCAUUACAUUGAAAACCUCAAGUCGGUCAAAUUUUUUCCUGUAAAAGCGUAUGAUUCAGACACAUCGGACCAUUAUUGGAAACAACGAACGAUAUUUUGGAAACGUGUCUUGUUUGUUCCUGUGACUUUGUCUUAAAAUUGUCUGGUCGUCUGUAAUAUAGAACUUUAUCUGUGUAGUUAAUCUAUUUUUCGUCAAUAAAAUGUACAUAAAUCAUAA
This is a messenger RNA of Brienomyrus brachyistius, 1313 nucleotides long. RefSeq names its product cocaine- and amphetamine-regulated transcript 4 (gene cart4). Gene Ontology annotation, biological process: positive regulation of MAPK cascade; G protein-coupled receptor signaling pathway; adult feeding behavior. Gene Ontology annotation, molecular function: neuropeptide hormone activity. Bases 751 to 1089 code for a protein of 112 amino acids. Lineage: Eukaryota; Metazoa; Chordata; Actinopteri; Osteoglossiformes; Mormyridae. The transcript is spliced from 3 exons. The record is from RefSeq and is a predicted model, not a curated record.